Messenger RNA from Lepisosteus oculatus (spotted gar), 3271 nucleotides. RefSeq names its product proprotein convertase subtilisin/kexin type 4. Gene Ontology annotation, cellular component: Golgi membrane; trans-Golgi network. Gene Ontology annotation, molecular function: serine-type endopeptidase activity. The record is from RefSeq and is a predicted model, not a curated record. Gene Ontology annotation, biological process: peptide hormone processing. Lineage: Eukaryota; Metazoa; Chordata; Actinopteri; Semionotiformes; Lepisosteidae.
GGGGUUACCGUGAUUACGUUCAAAUUCCGCUACUAUUAAAAGUUCUGAUGCUUUAAAUUGAACAUGACCAGUAGCAUUAACAUUUGCGACCUUCUUUUAAUUUUUUUUAAAAAAAAAUCUCGACCUUUUCUGAGAAUGAUUUAAAUAGCAGUUACUUAGGGGGAAAAUACACUCUGUAAGCACCUUGUUAACGCCGCUACGUCGAUGCUGUUGCGUUUGAACCACAACAGUUGACGUAAUUAUUUAAAAAGUAGCAGUUCCCUGGUCAAACAAAAACUGUAACAAACUUCCCACCAGAAAGCGAAACCUCAGUAAUGUGGCUCACUGGAGUGUGCUGCAGUUUUCUUUUUGUUAACGAGAUAUGAAUCUAUAUUACAUCUUCCAUGUAUCCUAAUUUCAGUAAUUACUUGAGCAUUGUAUUAAUUAGCACCGUUUGUUUGGCUGAAGGUUCGUACACCAGUACCUGGGCUGUUCGAGUCCAAGGCCCGCCUGAAGACGCCGAUAAGAUUGCAAGGAAAUACGGGUUCGUUAAUUUUGGAAAGGUGUUUGAAGAUGGCCACUACUACCAUAUGAGGCACGGAGCAGUGGCACCAAAAUCAUCGAAGCAGCAUCACUUGCGUAAUCUUCAACUGAAACGAGAUCCCAAGGUUUUGUGGCAUGAGCAGCAGUCUGGGAAGGUGCGACAGAGAAGACAUGCCUUUCACCUGCCCACUGACCCCCUCUUCAGCAAGCAGUGGUACCUGAGCGAGGCCUUCCAGCUGAAUGUGGUGUCGGCGUGGGCGCAGGGCUACACCGGGAAGGGGGUGGUGGUGUCCAUCCUGGACGACGGGAUCGAGAAGAGCCACCCGGAUCUCGCUGCCAAUUACGACCCUGAGGCCAGCUAUGACAUGAAUGACGAUGAUCCUGACCCCCAGCCUCGCUACACCACAGACAACGAGAACCGCCAUGGGACACGCUGUGCUGGAGAAGUAGCGGCAGUGGCUAACAACACAGUGUGCGGAGUCGGGGUGGCUUAUCGGGCCCAGAUUGGAGGAGUGCGGAUGCUGGAUGGCCAUGUGACCGACCUGGUGGAGGCGCUGUCCCUCAGCUGGAAGUCCCAGCACAUCGACAUCUACAGCGCCAGCUGGGGGCCCCAGGACGACGGCCGGUCUUUGGAUGGGCCAGGCGUGCUGGCCAAAGAGGCUCUCAUCCGGGGCGUUAUCCAGGGCCGGAGAGGGCUGGGGUCCAUUUUUGUGUGGGCUUCGGGGAACGGCGGGGCUCAUUUCGACAACUGUAACUGCGACGGCUAUGCCAACAGCAUGUACACCGUCUUGGUGGGCAGCACCACAGAGAGGGGCACUGUGCCCGAGUACAGUGAGCCCUGCUCUGCCAUCCUCACCACCACCUACAGCAGCGGGAGCAAGCUUCACCGCAAGAUCGUCACCACGGACCUGCGGGCCACAUGCACAGCGGAGCACAGCGGGACCUCCGCCUCCGCGCCGCUCGCUGCCGGGAUUAUCGCGUUGGCUCUAGAGGCGAACCCCACGCUGACCUGGCGGGACGUGCAGCACGUCGUGAUCCGGGCAUCCCGCCCAGCUGGCCUGAGGGCGGACGACUGGCAGCUCAACGGAGUGGGCCGCGCUGUCAGCCAUCACUAUGGAUACGGGCUGUUGGAUGCUGGGAAGCUAGUGAACCUUGCCAGGAAGUGGAAAACGGUGCGGCCUCAGAGGAAGUGCUUUAUUGACGUUGUUACGAGACCCAUGGAGAUCCGAGGGCAGCUGCCGUUCAGGUGGAACGUGUCGGCCUGCUCCGGGACGGGGGACUGGAUCCGGUCGCUGGAGCACGUCCAGGCGCGACUCUCCCUGGCCUGCAGUCGCCGCGGCGACCUGGCCAUCUCCCUCACCAGCCCGCGGGGCACUCGCUCCCUGCUCGCCACUGCCAGACCAAGGGACACCUCUCCACAGGGCUACUCUGACUGGGCCUUCACAACCACACACUGCUGGGACGAGGAUCCACGAGGAGUGUGGACCCUGAGCUUGGAAGACAAGGGCGAUGGCACCAACACAGGAGUGCUGAGUCAUUUCCGUCUGGAGCUGUACGGGACAGAGGAGAACGUGGCAGAGCGGGGAGUAGAGAGGACAGUGGUGGAGGAGUGCUUGGAUUGGAGCCCACAGGGGAUCUGUCAAGAGUGCCGGUACCCCUUGUAUGCGUUUGACCGCGUGUGCCUGGUGUUCUGCCCUCCCCACCACUACGAAUGGAGUCUCAAUGGCAGCGGGAUGGGUGUGGCAGAAGCGCGCAGGUGCCAGCCCUGUCAUCCUUCCUGCUACACCUGUCACGGGGAGGGCGAGCGGAGCUGCGCCAGCUGCCCCCCCCUCUCCACCCACAAUGCACUGCUGGGCACCUGCAGCCCAGUGAUCUACGCCUGGGACCAGGAACACCAGGGGAGGGCCGCAGGUGGAGUUGGGUGGCUCGAUCGGCUGGCCGCCACCAUCGGCAUCGUCAUCGGAGCCCCCGUGAUGGCCUUCUGUGUGAUUUGGGCCUUUUUAGGGCUUCUGGGAAGAUACUUCCCCCUGCCCGGCCCCACCUCUGUGGCGGACGACCACCUGAGCACGGAGAGCAGUAGCUCUGGUGAGGCGGCUGGGGUUGAGAUGGUGAAUCUCGGCGUGCCCGGAGAGGAUGAGGCUGGGCAUAGGGACAGCUCUACUCCCACGGCCCGUCCACCCAUCAGGGAACAGAUAUAACCCAGACGCCAGUCUGCCACCUCACGUGAGCUGGGCCAGUGUCCCUUCUACUGCAUGCCCGUCAUUUUCCAGCAGGAGCCAGCUGGCAGGCUGUCCAGUUUUAAAAAAAAAUAAUUCACCAGGUAUAUGCCUGAUCUUAUUCUUUUACAAUUUUAAGUCUGGUUUUUAAGUAUUGUUUAGACUAAAUUGAAUUGGAACUUCAGCUGCUAUUCCACCUCUCAGUGCUGUGAAAUAAUGUUAUCCACAUGGUUUCAGCAUUUUUUCUGUACAUUUCUUCCUGGUGUUCGGCCACAUGAACCUGUGUGUAUUGUGAAUUCAAUAACCAAAUCUGCACUACUUAUUUAGAGUUUAUUACACCCUCAGAAAUGAAAAAUAUACAGGCACCCUGACUAGCCUUAAUUUGGGAGAAGAUAAGAAAUGUAUUACAUUUGCUAUAUUUCACUUGUAUAGUCAACAUUAAGUGAGAAAGCCUGAGAGCAUUAUUUUCAAGGUGAAACUUCAGAGCAAUUUUUUGUAUUAGAAAAUUAAACAAUGGUUCUACAAAACUCUAA